GUUUCUUUUACAUACUCCUUGUCAUUUUAUGAUGUUUCUUAAAAGUUUGUUGUGGUAACCGUUAUUAAAUACUGUUGGCUUUACAAACUCCGAAUAAGUAGAAAAGGUCUGUAAGAAAUGACAGUUAUUGAGGAUUUUAAAUCGGCGUCAUUAUGGAUGAAGUUGGCUUUGUGUUUUCUUGCGGUUGCCUUAGUUUUUGCCUGCGUCUCCUUUACAACAACAGGAUGGGGUAGCGCUACCAACAUUGCAACUUCCUCUGCGCAAUAUUAUGGAUUAUGGCGGAUAUGUAGCGAUGCUGAUCAAAUUACAGCAUGUCAACAGCUUGAUGGAACAGCAACAGACUGGUAUGCAGCUACUCAAGCAAUGGUAUCAUUCGGCUUCUCUGGUAUACUGAUAUCAUUUUUCCUCUUGAUUCUUUUCUUGUUUAUAAAUAGUUGCAAAACUAAUGGACAGAUAGGACUUGCUGCUGGAAUCGUCAGUAUUGUAACUGGUAUUUUAUAUCUCAUAGGAUGCAUAGUAUUUGGUACACAGUGGGACAAAUAUUAUAAAGAUACACCAAUCACUGACUAUGCGUUGGAAUACGGGUUUGCUUUAUCGAUUGUCGCCCUUGUUUUGGAAAUAACAGCUGGCGUGUUUCUGAUAAUUGAAACAAAAAGAGCGGUUAAGUCUUAACACUUUUAUACAACUUUACGGAGUAGUGUGUUGCUUUUAUAAAUUUCGUUGCAAUUACAGUUAACAUUAUAUCUUAAUUUGUUAACAUGCAGGUACGAAAUGCUAUGUCUUGUAUUCAUAGGACUUUCAGGAAACGGGAGGAAAACUAGGAGCCUAAUAAAAACCCUCCCGUCACAUACUUCAUUAAUAUAGACAAUACUAGACAUCAACCUAUACAAAUUUUAUGAUAAUUGAAACCAAUGUAACCAAUGCUAUGUGUAUAUUAUGGAUUUAGAAGCUUAUUUUUUUGUAUCCAAAAGUGUUGACUGAAGCACAUUAUGUACGAGCCCGCGCUAAAUGUUUAAAUGUGCUCACGAUCAACGCGUUUACAACCAUUUAAAUUACAAUAUUACAAUUUUAUUU
This is a messenger RNA of Mytilus trossulus (common blue mussel), 1074 nucleotides long. RefSeq lists its product as uncharacterized. NCBI's taxonomy places the organism in Eukaryota, Metazoa, Mollusca, Bivalvia, Mytilida, Mytilidae. The record is from RefSeq and is a predicted model, not a curated record. The transcript is spliced from 3 exons. Gene Ontology annotation, cellular component: plasma membrane. The coding region runs from base 118 to 672 and encodes 184 amino acids.